AUGCCUUCGGGCAAGAAGUCAGUUAGCUGCAUACCAUGCGCAAAGCGUAAAGUAAAGUGCGAUAAGAUCCAACCAUGUUGCCAUUGCAGACGAAGAAGGCAGGACACCUGCGUAUUCCCAGAUCUGAUUGGAGCCGUUAAUCAGCCUUCCCGUGCAAAUAUUGAGCGAAUUGCGAAACUAGAGCAGUAUAUCCGAAGCCUUGGUGGUGACCCCCAGCCAAUGUGGUACAGCUGGAAAGGUCAAGAUAACCCAACGAGUCAUCAUCGACCGAGCACCGAGGCUUCCAAUUCCCACAACCUGCCAACUAUACUGAACCAAAGGCAUACGUUGUACGCUGAUGGUUCUUUCUCCCCUCUACCUCCAUCAAUCCACCUAGGCGAACUAUGGCCAGUUUUUCUAAAGAAUGUUCAUCCACUGAUAAAGAUUUUCUUCGACUGGGAAAUAGCACCUGCCAUCCUGAAGGCCCAGGAACCUACAUCUGUCUUAUCCAUUGAGGAGGAAGCACUUCUAAAUGGAAUCCGGUUCGUUGCUGCGUUGACACUUACCCACGAAGAAUGUCAAAGCACCCUUUCCGAAUCAAGGCAUGAGCUUCUGCAACAAUGCCAGAAGAGCACGGAAUAUGCCUUGACGACUGCUGAUUAUUCAGAAACGGCCGACAAGCGAGUAUUACAGGGGUUUAUACUGUACAUUUUAGCCAUGAGAGACCGCACACGGCCGUCCGCUAUAUAUCCACUCAUGGGCAUUGCCACUCGUGUUGCCGAACGAAUGGGCCUUCACCGCGAUGGGACGACGUUCGGUCUGAGUGCUUUACGAAGCGAAGAACGUCGGCGCAUUUGGUGGGCACUACAGUUUAUGGAACUAGCUACCGCGCGACUGGUAGGCACCCUCAGCUUGACCAUCUUCGCUACCUGGGAUACCAAAACACCGUCGAACCUGGAAGACGACGACUUCAACCCAGCAACGGAAGUCAUGCCAGUCGAAAGAAAAGGUCUCACAAGCAUAUCACCUUGUUUGUGGAGAUACAGCAUCCUGCAGCGACGGCGCGACCUGCUAGGCAAGAACAAUUCUGGAGACUUGUCAUGGAUGCUCUCGCCGCAUCUGUCACUCGUAGAGAAGGACGCCAAGAUCGAUGAGCUCGAGGACAUUCUGGCAGACAAGUUUCUGCGGCAUUGCGAGCUUGUCAAUCCGUUACACAUCCACAUACAGAUCGGGAUCCGACAAUUUGUUUUUGCAGCCCGCAGCAACGUUCGCCAACCGACAUUGGUGAAUGCGAAGAUUUCCGAAUUACUUCCCCAUUCAAACAACCCCAACUAUAGCUGGGUUCAAAUGGGGGAAUUCCAUCUGGUUCCAGACACCAUCUUGUCAGUACUCUGGCACCGCACCCUGAGGCAAACUAACGAAUCAGUCGUAUAUAUAAUCCUCGAAGCGCACCAAAGAUCUGGCGAGCCUGAUGUGGCUACCCUUUGGGACCUUAUCCGCCGCGUGUACGAAAACCAUCCUGACUUGAUGACGGCUGUCACUCGGCCUGAGGUCGACUUUCUUGCACGCAUUACCGUGGCAGCGUGGCAGAAGUAUAUUCUUGAGAUGCGACAGCAGCAAAGGUCGGACGCAGUGGGGAUGCAGACUCCUGAGUGGAUUCAGCAUUUGUGCCACAACUUCAACUUGCCAGUAAUUGACCCAUCCAGGGCAACCGAAGAGUAUGCGCAGUCUCUCAACGGUGAUCUAUUACCGCCGGAUUUCGACUUUGACAUUAUUGACUGGUCGGCUUGGGAUGCUUUGCAUUAAGCCCGGCGUAAGGCUUUACUGGCUCUCGACCUAUUAGUUUUGAGAUG
This is a messenger RNA of Paraphaeosphaeria sporulosa, 1832 nucleotides long. RefSeq lists its product as uncharacterized. The transcript is spliced from 4 exons. Lineage: Eukaryota; Fungi; Ascomycota; Dothideomycetes; Pleosporales; Didymosphaeriaceae. Gene Ontology annotation, molecular function: DNA binding; DNA-binding transcription factor activity, RNA polymerase II-specific; zinc ion binding. The record is from RefSeq and is a predicted model, not a curated record. Gene Ontology annotation, biological process: DNA-templated transcription; regulation of DNA-templated transcription. Bases 1 to 1785 code for a protein of 594 amino acids.